Molecule: messenger RNA, 1041 nt
Organism: Carya illinoinensis
Lineage: Eukaryota; Viridiplantae; Streptophyta; Magnoliopsida; Fagales; Juglandaceae
Exons: 1
Coding region: 1-1041 (346 amino acids)
Molecular function (GO): catalytic activity
Source: RefSeq, a predicted model, not a curated record
AUGAAAAUCCUAUGUUGGAACUGCCGAGGGCUUGGGAACCCUCGGACAGUUCAAGACCUUAGUCUUAUGGUUAAGGAAAAGCAGCCCAUUCUGGUUUUUGUUUGUGAAAUAAAAAUCAGGUCAUGUAAAAUUGUUGGUUUGCAAAGGAGGUUAGGGAUGGAAGGAAGUUUUGCUGUUGAUUCUGAGGGAAGAAGGGGUGGUAUUGUACUGUUUUGGAGAGAUGAGAAAGGUGCUGAGAUUGUAAACUACUCAAAGUGGCAUGUUACUGUAAUAGUAAAAGGAGAAAGGCAAGAAAAAGACUGGUGCUUCACAGGGUUCUAUGGUCAUUCUGAAUCAGGGAAAAGAAGGUUAUCAUGGGACCUAUUGAGACAGUUAAAACCUACAAAUGAUGGUGCCUGGUGUGUGGGGGGAGACUUUAAUGAAAUAUUAUGGCAUAAUGAGAAAGUAGGGGGAAAAAGGAGAGCUGAAAGUCAGAUAAACCUGUUCAGGGAAGCAUUAGAGGACUGUGGUCUGAUUGAUGUUGGAUAUAGGGGAAAUGGAUUUACCUGGUCUAAUGAACAUUCGGACCAAUCAUUUACAAAAGAAAGAUUGGACAGGUUUGUGGUGAAUAAUGAAUGGAAGUCCAUUUUCAAGGAAGUGGAGGUGAUGGCUCAAACAGGGAGAUGUUCAGAUCACUUACCCAUUGUAAUCUCUACUAUUGAUGAAGGGAAUGGUAGAAGGAGGGGGUUCUUUCAGUUCAGGUUUGAGGCUUGUUGGUUGCAACAAGAAGAAUGUGAGCAAGUGGUUAAAGAAGGGUGGAGGAAGAGUCUCUUAGCAUCAGAACCUAUACAACAAGUUCAAACCAGACUGCAGUGUUGUAGUCAGGCUUUAUUAUCAUGCUUCAAAGGAAAGGAUAAAAGAAGAGGAAAGGAAAUUGAGCAGGUAUCAAAGAAAAUAAGGGAGAUACAAGGGGAUCUUUGUCAGAAUAACAUGGAGGAGUUGAAAAGAUUGCAAGAGAAGGUGGGCUUGUUACUUGACCAAGAGGAUGUGAAAUGGAAGUAG